GUCCCUUGCGGAGCCCGCCCUCGGGCCGGUCCCGCCCCGCGCGGGCUGCUGGCGCUCAGUUGUCAGCCCGACUUGCGCGGGACGGCGAGCAUCUCUCGUGUCCGAGGGGCACUGGCAAAGCCUGCGUGCGGCCUCACAGCCUCCUCCCUGGCCUGGGGCUGCAGUUCUGUUGGGGCGGGGCGUGCUUGGCUGGGUGGUUUGGUUAAAAACUGUUUCCCCUUUCUCUCCGGCACAUAAAUAAAACCGUGAUCACAGCACUAAGCCUCAGCCCCCACACGACAAAAUACUGAGCAGACACUCAAGCACGUGAAUGAUUUGCUCACCCAUCGACUUUAACAGCAUUGCUUAAUCCCUCAGCUUCUCUAUGGAGGAAAACUGGAUUUUCUGGUUUUUGAUUAUCUUUCUGAAAUUACAAUGUCUCUGUUGACUGCUGCAAAAGCCAAAUCUCCGGAUAUGGGUUAUACUCCUGAUUUUGUAUUGACUGCAAUGGGUCCUUAUAUUAAUGACAUUCACAGGAAAGGUGUUCGUGUCAUUAGUAAUGCUGGUGGAAUGAAUCCACUUGCAUGUGCUGCUUGUCUUCAAGCGAUGGCAAAGAAAGCAAAUGCUGAUUUGAAAAUAGCUGUUGUUGCUGGAGAUGAUCUGAUGGACGAGAAAGACAACCUAAAAGGAGCUGGUAUCACAGAUAUGGAGAAUGGGAAGCCAUUUCCAGAGAAUGUUCACAGCAUGAAUGCAUACCUUGGAGCAAGACCAAUAAGCAGGGCACUUGACCUUGGAGCUGAUAUUGUUGUGACUGGUAGAUGUGUUGACAGUGGCAUUGUAUUAGGACCACUCAUUCAUUCUUUUGGCUGGAACAGAGAUGAGUUUGACUUAUUAGCAGCUGGGAGUCUUGCAGGCCAUCUCAUUGAAUGUGGUGCUCAGUGUACGGGUGGAAUAUUCACAGACUGGCAUACUGUUCCAGACUGGCACAACAUGGGGUUUCCCAUAGUAGAAUGUUCUUCUGAUGGACAUUUUACUCUAUCCAAACCACCUGAUACAGGGGGCCUAAUCUCUUUUGGCACGGUGGCUGAACAGUUGGUAUAUGAAAUUGGCAAUCCUCAGCGUUAUCUCUUGCCAGACGUUACAUGUGACUUUUCUCAAGUUUCCAUUACUGAAAUUCCAGGUAUUGAAGGUGGGGCAGUGAAAAUUCAUGGAGCAAAAGGAUCACCUCCUUCAACAUUUUAUAAGGUAAAUGCCACUUACCUGGAUGGUUUUAGAGCUACAGCUGUCUGCACAGUGGUAGGGCCAAAAGCAGUAGAAAAAGGAAGACGAACUGCAGAAAGCAUUCUGAAAAGGACUCGCCUUAUUUUCAGUCAGCUUGGGUAUGAAGACUACUGUUCAGUUAACAUACAGCUCUUAGGUUCUGAAGAAACAUAUGGACCCCAUGCUAAAAAGAAAACAGAUGAUGGUCUACGGGAAGCUGUUAUCUGGCUUGCUGUACACCAUAAGCAGAAAACGGCUGUGGAAAUCUUCUCCAGAGAGAUUGCACCAGCUGGAACUGGAAUGGCACCUGGUCUUACUGCAGUUGUGGGAGGACGUCCGAGAGUGUCUUCAGUUCUGAAACCAUUUUUCUUCCUUUAUCCCAAAAGAAAUGUCAAGAUCAACAUUUUUUUGAAUGGGCAGCAUGUUGAAACAUUUCAGGAAGAUCUUACAUUUACAUCAGAUGAAAUUGUUUCAGUUGAUUCACCAAAGAAUGAUGAAUUAAAAGAUCUGCCAUGUGGUCCUCAUACAUAUCGUUUAGAAGAUCUUGCUUAUACUAGAAGUGGAGACAAGGGCAACUCUGCAAACAUAGGUGUGAUAGCAAGACAUCCCCUCUACUAUCCAUACCUAAAGAAAACUUUAACUGCUCAGGCUCUAGAGGAUUAUUUCCAGCAUCUUUUAGAGAGAGAACAACCUCAAGAGAAGUUAGUCACAAGAUAUGAAUUGCCAGGAAUACAUGGAUUAAACUUUGUUCUGAAAAAUUCCCUUGGUGGUGGCGGUAUUGCAUCCUUAAGGAGUGACCCACAGGGCAAGGCAUUUGGACAGAUGUUACUGGAUUUUCAGAUAAAAAAUGUUCCAGAUUUAAAGUCAUUAAUAGAGUAAUGAUUUGGAGGUUCAUUGAUAUUUAAAACUCUGAAUACAAACAGACAUACUAAACAAAAAAAACCUGGCUUCUUGAAUCACAUUCAAGAAACUGCAGAAUAAAGUGGUGGUGACAAUUAUUAUUGUGAGGCACAGAUAAUGAACUUUGUGAAUAUUACCAGACAAGUAGUUUUGUUUGUGAUUGAUUAUAUUUCUAUCAAGUUAGUACAUUGGAUAAAGAGUUAAUUUAUUUCCUGUAAAAUAUAAUUAAGCAAUGAUAUACAAAAUAAUAAUUUUACUGUGAGAUAGGCAGACAACCACUCUCCUCAAAUGAAAACUACAUUUCUAGUCCAUCCUCCUCUCUGUCCUUAUUAAUUAAGAGGAAUAAUGUUGUUAAACUUUAACUGCUCAAAUCCACCACCUUCAGUCUGCACUGUGAUCUUGCACAGCAUAUCCCUUAAGCACAAAGACAGUCAGGUAACUUGUGCUUGUCUGUUGGAAAAAAUCACAGUUUAGCAACAACUGUCAAACUAUGGU
Molecule: messenger RNA, 2634 nt
Organism: Pelodiscus sinensis (Chinese soft-shelled turtle)
Lineage: Eukaryota; Metazoa; Chordata; Testudines; Trionychidae
Source: RefSeq, a predicted model, not a curated record